This is a messenger RNA of Diachasma alloeum, 1021 nucleotides long. Its product is annotated as sugar transporter SWEET1. Gene Ontology annotation, biological process: carbohydrate transport. The transcript has 6 exons. Gene Ontology annotation, molecular function: sugar transmembrane transporter activity. Bases 175 to 831 code for a protein of 218 amino acids. Gene Ontology annotation, cellular component: membrane. Lineage: Eukaryota; Metazoa; Arthropoda; Insecta; Hymenoptera; Braconidae. The record is from RefSeq and is a predicted model, not a curated record.
UGUUAUGCGUCGUUAUCAAUGUCGCGAAUAUCGUUACGGCACGCGUUCAAUUUUCAAGAGUGGUUCAGUUGUGCUGAAGGCGCGAGGAUCCGACGGAACAUACGGGGGGAGUUCCUGACACUUGUCGUGUCUCAUUAGUUCGAUUGAUUUUUUUUUUAAGAAGACUAAAUUACAAUGGGUUUGGAAGAUUAUAAGGAACUCGUGGGGAACUCAGCGGCGAUAUGCACGAUGGCGCAAAUGUUAUCUGGAACAUUGAUCUGCCGGGAUAUUUAUCGCAAGGGCACCGCCGAUGGAUUCGAUCCAAUGCCGUUCAUCGGAGGAGUUGGAAUGGGAUUGCUGAUGCUCCAGUACGCCUUCAUCGUCAAUGAUCCUGCCAUGAUCAGCGUCAAUGUCUUUGGCUUGACCACUAGUUUAUUAUAUGUCCUAGUGUUUUAUGUUUAUUCACCGAAAAAGAACGAACUUGUGAUGACGAUAGUAAAGACCCUCGGAAUCGUCGGGAUCUUCCUGGCAUACGCACAAAUUGAGAAUCCAGUGACUCUCGAGUUCAGAUGGGGCAUUUUAACGACUCUUUUACUCUUUAUGUUGAUCGCAGCACCACUGGCCAAUCUCGGAGAGGUGAUAAGAACCAAAAGCACGGAGAUCCUACCAUUCCCCCUGAUAGCAAUGGGCACUCUGGUGUCUUCUCUAUGGCUGUUGUACGGAAUAAUAAUCGACAAUUCAUUUAUCGUCGUACAAAAUGUCGUGGGACUGGGCCUUUACAUCGUCCAACUCUCCCUAUUCGCGAUAUUCCCAUCGAGACCUGCGGACAAGUCCGAGGAGAAGAUGAAAUGAAUUUUAUGAAUGAAAAAUAUUCUAAUUAAUGUCGACUCCUCGUUCAGGAUAUCAUUGAGCAUUCCAGUCUCUCAAUUUAGUGAUUGAUUUUUAAACAACAUUCUCCUUUUUCAUUAAGCAAUUAACUGUGAACAAAUAUUUUUAUUGUUAAUUAGAAGUGAGUGAUGUAAAUAAACUAUUUUUUUUAGAA